UUUCCAUCGGCGAGAAUACACUUCGAAACGUUCUCUCUUUCUCGCAGAAGUUGUUGAACAUGAAUGCCCUAGCGCAAAAGCCGGUGAAGGGCAAGGCCCAGCAGAAGGGUAAGACCCAACAGAAGGGCAAAGGAAAGAAGAAGAAGACUAGUCUAAAGUUCUUCAUUGACUGUACACACCCUGUUGAGGAUGGUAUCAUGAAUGCGGGUGACUUCGAGACGUUCCUACAGCAGAAGAUUAAAGUAGGUGGCAAGACAAAUAACUUCGGCAACCAGAUUGCUAUUACGAAGGACAAGAGCAAGAUCACUGUAACUGCUGACAUUGCCUUCUCCAAACGCUAUCUGAAGUACUUGACGAAGAAAUACCUAAAGAAGAACAACCUGCGUGAUUGGUUGAGAGUUGUCGCCAACAAGAAGGAUGGUUAUGAACUGCGCUACUUCCAAAUUAACAACGAGGAAGAUGAGGAUGAGGAUGGAGACGAGUAGACUACAUCGUGCAAUUCGCUGUCGGGUGUACCUUUACAAAUAAAGUAUAUCCAACACA
Priapulus caudatus is the source of this 543-nucleotide messenger RNA. RefSeq names its product 60S ribosomal protein L22-like. Lineage: Eukaryota; Metazoa; Priapulida; Priapulimorpha; Priapulimorphida; Priapulidae. The coding region runs from base 60 to 485 and encodes 141 amino acids. The transcript is spliced from 4 exons. Gene Ontology annotation, biological process: cytoplasmic translation. The record is from RefSeq and is a predicted model, not a curated record. Gene Ontology annotation, cellular component: ribosome. Gene Ontology annotation, molecular function: RNA binding; structural constituent of ribosome.